This is a messenger RNA of Paramecium octaurelia, 615 nucleotides long. The record is from the annotation of a GenBank genome assembly. Lineage: Eukaryota; Ciliophora; Oligohymenophorea; Peniculida; Parameciidae.
AUGAUUAAAUAUAUGACAAAUCAUUAAAUAAUAAUAAUAUCUAUGUUAGUAUCUCCCUCCAGACGAUUAGUCAAGAGAGACACCAAAUCUAUGAGACCUUCAAUGUUUUUGAAUGAAUUCAACAUAUCUUCCGUGUCUUAAUUAAUAACAGUAAAAAAAGAGGUCAAUGAGAGUUCAACAAGGAGCAUAGAAACCUUUGGAUCAGUAACCCAAGGGAAUGAGAUAUCAGAAAGUGGGAGCACAUUAUUUCUACCCUUCGUAGAGGAGAAACCUAGUAUUCGAUUUAUUAAACCAACUUCCAACCCAAAACAGUCUUUGAGCAAUAGAAAGGUAGUGUUACCUCAAUCAGAUUCAAAUUCUCCUCUCACAAAGUCGGAUAUCCACUUACCACAAAUCAAUUCUAUACCAACUUCUCCAAAAAAGUUUUAAAUAACAAACCACAAAAGACAUUUGACUAAUAUUGAUGAAUAACACAAGAAAGUGGAAUUCAGAAAGUCUAUCUAAGUUAUUGAUUUCGUCAAUAACAUCAUCACUAAAGAUGUGAUAGAUGGAAGCGUUAAACCAUUAAAAAAAAAAUUGCAAAGAUAACAAACCAAAAUGGUAAAGAAGGAAUGA